GCAAUCCGACCUGAUGGUGUCUUCAAGAUGGGAGAAACAGUUGAGGCCUUGACAUCAAACGAGGUACUGUCAUUCAAUCUCAGUCCAGGUAUACCCGGUGUUGAUGCAGGGGUGGCUCUGUCAGGAGAGCAUUCCCGAUCCAAAGAAAAGAAAUACUACACGACCAUCAUCGGUGUAAACCAGCCAGAUCCGGAUUUCGGAUAUCACACUGAGGCUCGCUUCAGACUGGAAGAGAACCCGUCGCAAAAAACAGGAGUUCCUUCUCAUGCCACCCUUGCCGUUCUACUGGAGCGGGAAGAUGACGAGGACUUCAUUAUGACACCCUACAUCGAAGUAAUGCCCAACUUUGGAUUGUCGACUCUGAUAUCCUCUCUGGCAUCCUCCCGAUCUUCAGAUGACCCAAUCAUGUUCAGUGUUAAGGAGACUUUGUCGGAGACUCCGUUCCGCGCGACUGAUGCACAGUGUUUUGGAGACAUCGAUGAUGAUUUCGAUGCCCACGCCACGGGAAUUGAGGCGCAUCAAGAUGAGGUUGAUCGCUGGUAUCAGCUUCCAAUGGAAGACAAGUGGGAAGACGUGAUGGGCCUUCUACAGAAUCGGGAGGUCCCCUGCCGAUGGGACACUCAUUGUGGCGAUUCAAGUGUUGCCAACUUCCUCGAAGGGUACAAGAAAGAAGGCCUCAAGAUCAAAGAUGACCGCGACGUAAGGUCUCCGACGGUACUACACAUGCUGGCAAGAAACUUUGAUAAGAAUGGGUUCGCACGCCUCGAUGAGCAAUCAAAGCAAAGAAUCAUCAACUUCCUCCUUGACCACCGAGAAACUGAAUACGAAAGUCAAGCAAGCCUCAAAAUCAAGAACCUCGAGGAUCCCAUAUUGAUCGUGGCAUUACGAUGGGAUAACAAGGACUUCAUCCAAUUUCUCCUUUCCCACUGUCCAGACAGUGUGAAAGACCUGCUCCAUGCGAGCGACGAGGAAAGAACAAACACCCUCCACCACAUCUUCAGAGAACACUUUCUGAAAGCAAUUCGGGACUACUCUAAUAAGACCACACCCAAGAAGAGACUAGACCUCAGAAAUACUUACAAACUAGCAAUGGCUUUCGCAAAGAUUGCAAGCGCCAAGACCAUAGCCGCACAGGACAAGCACGGAAACACGCCUCUCCAUUACGCGCUGGACUACAGACUCUGCCACAUACCCACUGACACUCAUCAAAAGUUGGUCUUCCAAAUGCUCGAGGCUGCGGACGAUUUCCUGCGCGAGAAUUCCCAUAAAGGCAACCAGUUCAACUACAUGGAAGACCCCGAGUCUCCCUACCUCUACUUCCUCCGCACGCAGAGGGAGUUUCUCAUGACACUGCCCAACAAAGCAUCCUCAGUUGUGGCGGCACGCAAACCGACAGUGCAAGAGGGAAUGCCAAGCAAGCUAAACUCCAAGACGUAUGUGUCAAAAGAUGGCGUCCCUCUGCCGGUCGCGAAAGCUGAUGAGCCUUCUCGUGGUGGUCUCGAGGCUUCGAAGGAAAUGAGGCUUCGAGGGGCAAUUGCAAGGGACUAUGUCGAGAAGGGGAAGACCACUCCAUUUGCUUCUGAUGAGCAAGCUCGCUCAGGGCAUGAGAAACAGCCUCCGAAGGAUAUGUUACCCGAGGCAAAGGAUUCCAGUCUUCUAGGCACUCGCAGUGUCCAUGCCCUCGUUAGACGCCCCACGUUUCGCACACAGAGCCCGGUGUCUUUCGCAGCCAAAGACUCGGAAAGUGAGGGUCAGUCGUCGACAGUCGAUAUCGUCUCCGCAGUUCAAAUGCCGCCACCGCCUUCACAGCCAAACGAUAUGAGUAAGCAGCAGGCGAAAGCACUCCACGUUGCGGGCACAAAGUCGAUCCAAAAGACUGCGCUGUCCUCCCAAGAUUACAAGCAUGCUGCAGAACAGAUCCGCCAUCGAUUGAAACUUCACUACAUACGUACACGGCCAGAUAUUGAUGCCAAAGACUUGCUUUAUGGAAAAGUUGCAUCAGACAAGAACCUGUAUUUCGAUGCAACACACUUGGAAGGCGGGAACCCCGCUGCCAUGGUGGGGCUUAUUAACAUGCUUUCUCAACCCGGUGGCUUUGAGGAUACUCUAUCUUACGUUUAUCUCCCAUGCCUGAGCUCGGAUGGAAGCAAAUUGACAAACUAUGGUUCGGCUUCGAGGCCACACGUUGCGAAUCAGGGACGGCAACGCUUGUCCAAGCCCGACAAUGAUCACAGCACAGGGCGUGACUCAUUGAUUGCGGUUUUUGACGCGCUGGCCACUGCUGGCGUUCGUAACAUCUUGCAUCUCCAGGUGGAUGAUAUGUACGACAACAGGUUGUACCAUACGGACGCCGCCAUUGAACGGUCGAUACGUGGUGUGGACAGCUUCUUCACCGAGGCCAAGAGAGCCGAGGGCGGCAUCGAUGUAGAGAUUUGGGACUGGAUUAAACCUGAUUUGAGCAUAGACGUCAUUCGUUUUGCAGCACCAAACGCCGUGAAGCUUAACCUAUACUGGAGUGGGAACCAGACCGUGCUACGAGGCUGGGCACGCAAAAAGGGGAUCCCCAGCCUAUAUCUCGAUAAUGGAAAGAAGUUGAGAACUCUAGUUCUACAUGCGUCGCCCGUGAGUUCCCUCUCGGCCCGAUUUCAAGGGGCGGCGUCAGCCCUAUUACCACCCAACUGGUUUGAACAAUCAUAUAACGGCGUCAUACAGGGCAUAGAGAGCGCCAAGAGGAUGGGCAAGGCUCUCGAUCAGUUCAAGAAUGAGAUCGAUAAUCGCACGGCGGGUGGAGUCGAAGUCGUCAUCCGUGAUUGGGCUGGAAACAGAGCCGCUGGGCCACGAGCCGACGGCCAGCUUAGAGAAUCCACACCCGGGCAAUCUCAGAGCCCGCCCGAUCAUGAUUGGGUCAAGUCAAUGGAAAGCUUCAGGAGAUCGCUCUUGUCCGUCCACGGAAAUAUGCCACAAGAGAUCCGGCCCCAGAGAAUCAAGGUAGCGCUGAUCGACGACGGUGUUCACCUUACCAGUCUGAAUACUUAUAACGAGUCCGUUCAAGUUACCGGACUAAGUUACUGGACACCUACAUUUACUGCUGAGGGCACCUUCAUAGGACAAUCCUGGCACCAGUCUACGCGUGGUCAUGGGACUACCAUGGCCAAUAUGCUGGUGCGUGUGAACCCCUGGGUAAUUCUCUACGUCAUCCGAAUUCAGGACCUGGACGACAAUAGUCUGAACGGUGACGGAACCGUGAAGAUGCACGCAGAAAGUGCGGCCAAGGCGAUUCGGGCUGCCAUCAUCCGCGAUGUUGACAUCAUUACGAUGUCAUGGACUGUUCGCAACGUUCUUGAUGGAGACACCAGCACCAAGGCCCCUAAUAGUGGGUCCUCAGUAUCGACGGCACUCGCAGCCGGCCUGGCGUCGCUUGUCAUGUACUUGCCAAGACUACUGCAGGCGUACCAUGAACACGCAGUCGGGAAGGACUCUGACGCCGCCUUGAAGUAUGCCACUUACGCGGGCAAGCUGCGGAUGAGAGAAAACAUGAGGAGGGCAUUUGAGAACAUCACGGAUCAGAGCCACGAGGACAAAAAGUUCCUGCCACUUCCCGUGGCGGCAAUGACGGACAACCAAAACACAUCCACCAGAGAGGAGUAG
Molecule: messenger RNA, 3648 nt
Organism: Diaporthe citri
Lineage: Eukaryota; Fungi; Ascomycota; Sordariomycetes; Diaporthales; Diaporthaceae
Exons: 8
Biological process (GO): proteolysis
Molecular function (GO): serine-type endopeptidase activity
Source: RefSeq, a predicted model, not a curated record